Molecule: messenger RNA, 1371 nt
Organism: Enterobius vermicularis (human pinworm)
Lineage: Eukaryota; Metazoa; Nematoda; Chromadorea; Rhabditida; Oxyuridae
Source: the annotation of a GenBank genome assembly
AUGCCUGGUCGCAGGUGGCGUACUAAAGAUGUGUCUGUAAAAGAUGCAUCAGGGUUGAAAGAUGACGGUUUAGCCUCAAGUUUAGAUAGGUUUGCUGAGGACACCUCAAUGCUUGGUUUCCGUUAUCUACACACAAAAUACGAAACUUGGUUCAGGGUAAUGUGGGGUACUUUGCUGGUCUUUUUCCUAGGGUUAACCGUCUAUCAGGUAAUGGAGCGUAUCGGAUACUAUUUUGUUCGUAAUCCCUUGAACACUCAACGAAUUUAUGACAGUCCAAACCGAGUAACAUUUCCAACUGUGUUGCUUUGCAACAAACUGCAAAUGAAAGCUUCAAAAGUUGCUUAUUACAACCCUAAACUUCUGGGUGCAAUGGCUUUGAUGUAUAACGAAGACGGAUCUCCUUCACUUGAUCCGUCUGUGGCGGAACUUGUUGCUUCCUUCGAUGAGACUGAUUUUUUCCACAUCUUUCAAAGUUCAUUACAAAAACCAGAAGACCUUCUUCUGAGUUGCUAUUACGGUAGAGGACAAUCCUGUAUGGAUGAAAUACGCCCGGUAAUUACACCAGGCGGUGUUUGUUUUGCGGUGACCAGCAACAUUACUGUCGAGCGACCAGGUCCAGAAACAACUCUGUCACUGCUACUGAACUUGGAGAGUUACGAAAUAAUACCUGGCUGGGUGGCAGAACCUGGAGUUGUGGUAUCGAUGUACGAUCAGUCGAUUCCACAAACAGCUUACUCAGGUGAAGGGAUUCAUAUAAGCGCCGGAAAAGUAGUUACAAUCCCUAUUAACAGUGUUCGAAAGAGAAUUUACCACGACAAAAUAGAGACCGAGUCUAUCGAAUUAUGCCCAGAAGACUGUAUUGAAAUAACGUAUAACACGAUUGUAUUCGGUAACAAAAUAGAUCCCAACGAAAUUGCGACUUUUUUGCCAAGUGACUGGGAAGACGACAAGGAGAAUCGGCUUAAUAGUUUUCAGGCAGUUUUUGAUAUCAUUCCAAAAUAUCGAAUUCCGUUGAUCAGAAGCAUUCAAAAACAAGCUUACGAAGCACAACGCUUUUCUGAAGAGAUGUCUAAACUACUGGGUGUGGAAAAAAAUGCGAGUAUGGCAGUUCUACCUUGUAUCAAGGACGAAUCGACAUUCAAUAUCUCCGAUGCUAUUGAUAAACUUCAUAAAGCUGAGCCUAUUUGGAACUGCCUUUCCAACUUUAUUGAAACCGUUCUACCGUUCCAAAUUGGUUCUAUUUUAUCACUACUGCACAUUGAUCUGGACGAAGAUUUUAUGCUGAUCCAAAGCAGCUCUUAUGCAUCAGAAAGUUACCACGAUUUGCAAAAGAAGGUAAUUAAAGAUGACUUACUGCAGGCAAACAAAUGA